Messenger RNA from Trypanosoma theileri, 2139 nucleotides. RefSeq lists its product as uncharacterized. The record is from RefSeq and is a predicted model, not a curated record. Lineage: Eukaryota; Euglenozoa; Kinetoplastea; Trypanosomatida; Trypanosomatidae. The coding region runs from base 1 to 2139 and encodes 712 amino acids. The transcript has a single exon.
AUGAGCCAACAGGUGAUGGAUAAGUGUUCCCCUUAUAAUUUAACUCAACUUGAGUCAUUAUUACAAUCCAUCCGCGCAGCAGCCGCAGUUGCACGCAUCAAUCAAGCCCAAUGUGCUCUGCUUCUCCGACGGCUGCAGUUUGUUGCGGUUAUGCUAUCACGACUACCGGACCCAACACCAACACCGCAGAUCAUGACAGUCUUUCUCGCCGCGGAUUUCCUCCUACAAUGUAUGCACUGCGAUGACUAUUGGCAGAAGUUAUUACGACAUCAUUUCACUUGUAGUGCACUCUUCGAUGGUGUACUUCAGCGUAUUCCGCAGGUGUGGCAUAUGCACUCCACAGAGAAGUGGGCAGCAGAGAAACAAACGGCUGUCAAACAGGAUGAAGUGCAGUGUGCAAAACUCUUUCUAGAGAUCAUGGGAACAGAGGAGUUAAGAGAUGGUCCCAUUGCCACACUAAUACAACAACAACAAGAACAACAACGUGAGGGUUCACUUGUAAAUGAUGUAGUUCUUACGAAGGAAGAAAUUAUUAACGCUUUCCGGCGUCAUAACUUAAGUGAAUGGAAAGUGCCAUUUGAGAUACUCACCCCACCACCAUCAUCAUCAUCAUCUUUUUCUUCUUCUGAAGGUGAUGUACAGAAGAAAGAUACUACAAUGGAUAGUUUUACUCCAGGGUUUCUAAACGCACAUAAUGUGUUUUCCACAGAGCGGGGAUAUAGUUACAGAGGAAUGUCUGUAGUAUUGCGGCAAUUAGAUGGAAAGUUUGUCGAUGUGAUUUCUCCAAACACAGUUAUGAGUUUUGUACAGGAUAUGGUCUGCCGUUCACGAUGGUGUCAUCCAAAUGUGGUUCCUUUUAUUGGUGCCUUUACAGAGAAGAUGCAAUCCUCCGAGGAGAAGUUGUCUGAAGAUGGUAAAGGUGAAAUAACACCCACACUAGCACUUGGGAUUAUUAUGGAAGACGUUACACAUCUCGUGGCGGAGUCCAUAACCAAAAGAAAUACCAACAACGACAAUAAUAAUAAUAAUAAUAAUAAUAAUAAUAAUAAUAAUAAUAAUAAUAAUAAUGGAACUCCCAAUAUGUAUAGACCAUUGUAUACCCUUCGCCCUAUGAAGGGUAUUGAGGAUGCGGAUGUGACGUAUCGAUCUCUGCAUGAUCUUCUCUUUACACAACGGCGUCGCUUUACAAUAGCGGAGGCAAUGGAAAUAACACUGCAAGUUGCAGACGCACUUCAUUAUAUUCUCAUGGAUGAACCACAAGUCCCAGCUGAGACGUCCGCAGCGUGGAUGGAGGUAUCACCAUCACAUAUUCUUGUCUCUCCGUUAUUAACUCAGAGGGAAUGGAGAGAACAGCAAGAACAAGAACAACAAGAAGAAAGAGAAGAGGUGGAUGUUGGCCGGGAAGAAGUAUGGGAAUGGCCGUCAAACAAUGAAUCCCCUACAGUUCCCACAAAUUCCAUUGGCGGUGAGAGUUGUAUUCAAUUACCGUCACCCGGUUCAUUUGCGGUCAUGUAUGCUCCUCCACUAUAUGUGGAAUAUGGACCAUUCAGUCGCUGGAAACCCCAUCCACACGCCGCAAGUCCAGUCUGUUAUGCUCUUACACAACUUUUUAUUGCUCUUAUCAGUAAUGAGCCGCCGUACCGAUCAUUUGGGCGACAAGAAGAACUUGCUAUGUGUGUUUUUGCCAAUCCAGAGUUGCAAACAUCAAAUUUGUUCGAUAAUGAUAGUGAUGAUGAUGAUAGUGAUGAUGAUGAUGUUCCUUUAGUGCGAGUGACCAUACCGCUUGGGUGUGGUAUCCCGUCUUCUUUGCCUGUUGAGGUACGGAACUUGUGUAAACGUGGGUUGUCGCUGCGGAGUCCACGACAGGAGCAAUUGCAGCAAACAGAAAAUGGACUAACACUUGAACAGUUUCGGGAAACUAUGGAGAGGCUGUACGAAAAUAGUAUACAACUUUCAUAUAAUCAAACCACUGAAACAGAAGAGGAGUAUUAUCAUCGUCAGUGUUAUUCACUUUCUGGUGAUAAUAGUGUAGGAGAGUUGCGGCAGCGUGAUCAGAGUGAAUCUCCUCUCAAUGUUGAAAUGGUCCCACCCAUCAAGCAGGUGGACGAUUAUGGGGAUCUUCUUAGUAUGGCGUAUUAG